This is a messenger RNA of Phytophthora infestans T30-4, 1068 nucleotides long. RefSeq lists its product as hypothetical. The transcript has 3 exons. NCBI's taxonomy places the organism in Eukaryota, Oomycota, Peronosporomycetes, Peronosporales, Peronosporaceae. Bases 49 to 1068 code for a protein of 339 amino acids. The record is from RefSeq and is a predicted model, not a curated record.
CUUCUGGCUGCAUCAGUUGCUGUUACUCGACGUCACCAACGCACAGCCAUGUCAAGGAAAGGUGGCAAUGAGAUCGAAACACUCGUGAAGGUGCUGGAGAAGGGCAACAAGGACAAACAAGACAUUGUCAUCGACGACAUUAUCUCGAACCCCAUUUCCUGUGGCUACCUACUCGACUUCUGCCAGAAACAGUACUGCGCAGAGAACCUCAACUUCUUCAUGGCUGUCGACAAGUUCAAGGACGAGUGCGGUCUGCUGGAUUUCCGCGACCCGGAGUCGGUGCAGUCGUGCAAGGAGAUGGCAGACCAAAUUUGGGCAGACUUUUUGUCUUUAAACUCCCCCAACGAGGUGAGUCUUCCCUCGGACGACCGUGAGCAGACUCAGGAGCGCAUGAAACGACCAGGCGAAUUCCGCGCCAAACUCUUCGAUGUCGCAAUGCAGGAUGCCAUUAAGACCUUGCAGAAGGACACACUCAUGCGCUUCCUCAAGGCGCAGCAGUACACCGAGAUGGCUACUAAAGUGUCGUCUGUUCACGAAAUGAUUGUCAAGAAGGUGCUUGACUCGGACAACUCAUACCAGAUCGACAUGCCGACAGCAACGACACUCACAGACGAGAAAAUUGCAAAGGGCAAUUUCUCGCUGGACGAGAUUCUAGGCGACAAGAUUCUCUUCCGUGAAAUGCUCGAUUACCUUGAGAAGAAAUUUAAGGCUGAAAACCUCAAGUGUGCGCGUCAAAUUCGGCGAUACGAAGAGAUGGCACUGCAGAUGAAAGCCGACGACCUCAAGGAUUUCGCCUGGAAUCUCUAUCUCUAUUUUAUCGCUCCAGGCUCCCCUUACGAGGUGUCGUGCACCAAUCUGGACCGUAAGUCCGUCCAGCUGCGUCUUGGCUGCCCCAUUAAGUCCAUGUUCGAGCCCAUCAAGGAGAACACGAUGCUUGUGCUCAAGCAGGACCACAAGGCUUUCCUGCAGCAGCUGCAGGCCAAGACACUUAAAGAUCGUCUUAAAGCGGAGAAGACCGGCAACACGCCUCAGAAAACAGGGUUCCUAUCCAAGUUUAAAGUAUUCUAA